Mya arenaria is the source of this 1318-nucleotide messenger RNA. Its product is annotated as neural-cadherin-like. Gene Ontology annotation, biological process: homophilic cell-cell adhesion. The coding region runs from base 1 to 1197 and encodes 398 amino acids. Lineage: Eukaryota; Metazoa; Mollusca; Bivalvia; Myida; Myidae. Gene Ontology annotation, cellular component: cell-cell junction; plasma membrane. The transcript has 6 exons. Gene Ontology annotation, molecular function: calcium ion binding. The record is from RefSeq and is a predicted model, not a curated record.
AUGACAAACGUAAACGAUGAGUCUCCGGAGUUUCCCAAUGACAUGCAGUCUGGCCUGCGGUAUGACGCGGCAGUGGGGUCCGAUGUCUACCUGGCCAAGGCCACUGAUGCUGAUGAGAGUUUAAUCACGCAGUUUGAGUACCUGCUCAAGGUGAUCGCCGUAGACGAUGGCUCAUGUUGCGGUGGUAUCACCACACGGACCAGCACCGGUACACUCACCGUCAACAUCCUCACCGAUAACGAGAACCGGCCUCUGUUCCCUGACUGUCAGAGUUUGACACCGCACGUCAAAGAAGAGCAGGCAGAUUAUUCCAUAAAAGCUGCUUUAAUGGGUCAGAAACCUAUGCAAAUAGGAUGCACACUCAUUACAUGCAUGUCCCUGGUGACACUUAAGGUGACUGCAGGAGAUCCAGACUUCGGCACUAAUGGAGAGCAACUGUUAUUGAAAGUAAUCGGUCGAGAUCAAGGAAACCCUGCUUUAUAUUCGUCAGCAUCAGUCGUGAUCAAUCUGAUAACAUAUGCCGAUAACCAGCCCCCGAAAUGGCUUGGGAACGAGAGCAACUUCCAAGUGAGCGUACCAGAAAACCAUGAUAAGGCUAAAGCUCUGGUCAAUUCUACUGCAAAUUCCAGCUCCGCAAUGCCAACCCUUAGUUUUGGAGUUACAGACAGCUUUGAUAAUCUCUUCUACACAUUUGCUCUAUCAUCAAACGGCCGCAUCCAGGCAGGAUCACUACGUCAUCUGUACGACUUUGAUCACGAGAAAAUUACUCAGUAUACUGUCAGGCUGAGGGCUACUGAUGUGGAAAACGAGCAGGCCAUAAGAAUCUGCACAGUGGCCAUCACUGAUGUAAAUGACAAUGAGCCAAGAUUCCUUGGAAUUAAUCCGGACAACUCUUUGCUUGAACUCCGUAUUCAGGAGGGUGACUACACAAAGGCUUUUGAAAAUGGGGAACUGGUCGAUACCAUAAAUGCGGUAGAUGAUGAUGGCACUGCGCCGAACAAUCAGGUUCAAGAAUAUCGCAUCACCUCCGACGGGAGUGGAUUCUUCCAGAUAGAUGCAACAUCGGGGAAACUGACUACUAAAGCAAACAUUGACAAGGAACAUACCGAACUCUACAUGAUCCAGGUGGAGGCUGUUGAUGCUGCCCCCUCAUCAUUCCUGCCAAACGGAAAACACAAUACAGGUGGAGGCCGUUGAUGCUGCCCCCUCAUCAUUCCGGCCGAACGGAAAACACAAUACAGGUGGAGGCCGUUGAUGCUGCCCCCUCAUCAUUCCGGCCAAACGGAAAACACAAUACAGGUGGAGGCUGUUGAUGCUG